AACGCAAUGGUUCAGCAGUUAAAUACCUUUAAUUUUUGGCCACACACACACACACACAUUUGUAAAAAUUGCACUAAAAUGCUUUGUCUGGUUAAUGUAUAUAAACUUGAAAUUGCUAGAAAAUGUCAGACAUUUUUGUUCUCACAAUUUUGACCUUUUAUCAUGCAAUUUUGAAUUUAUUUCUCACAAUUACAAGAAGAAAGUUGUUUUUAUUCUGUGGCGGAAACAAGCUUUCCUAAUAUGGAGGCUUGUUUCUGCCACUGAAUAAAAAAAAAAAAUCGUCUAAUUGCUUUUUUAUCUCAAUUUGGACUUUUUUCGUCAGAAUUCCGACUAUAUAUCUCGAAAUUCGGACUUUCUCGCGACUGCUAGUUUAUAUCUCGCUAUUCUAACUUUAUUUAUUUAUUUAUUUAGCUAGCUAUUCCCUUUUUGGACCCUUUUCACAUUUCCAAGUUUUUCAGAAACAGAAUGAAAGACUACAUUAAAUGUGUUUCCAUUUGCUUAAAUAGCAAGAAAAACUCCACAAUAGUGUUUUCACAACUUUCACGCAAAUAUAAUACGAAGUAUAGUGUUAUAAAUGUACAUACAUUUAAAAAAAAAAAAACGCGUCAUCACAGUCAAUUACUUUUUUCUUUAGAACUGUGAGAUAACCUCGGAAUUGCGAGGGGAAAAAAAGGUCAGAAUUGUGAAAUAAGUCACAGUUACCUUUCUUAAUUUUUAUUCUGUGACUGAAACAAGCUUCCCAUACUUUAAACAAAUUGGGCAUCUGAUCUUCCACGAAACAAUAACAGAACAUUCGUAAAUCCAUUCGUUUCAUUACAGAGCAGAGGAGGAUGCUUUUGAGCAGCGCUCCACCUGCAGGUUAAACCGAGAACUGCCAAUCUGGAGUGAGUGCGGGCGGGGGAUGGAAGAGCAUCAAGCAGAUUAACUGGGGGAAAAGGACAGACGCAGCAUUGUCUGUUUUCAUCGAUAUCAUUUAUGUAGAUUACUGUUAACUAUUGCGUGAUAGUUGAUUUACAUAGGCAGUAUUUCGUAAGCUUAAUGAAUACACACGAUGGCGACCGAAUGCGACCAAGAAGCGGUUUUAUAUUUCAUAAAGGAGAAGGGAGGGCGCGUGAAGAACGUGGAUUUAACGGAUCAUUUUCGAGCGACAAUCCCCAAAGAUCCUGCGUUAAAACAAGUGGCAAAGGAAGCCUUUAAACGGUAUGUAGACAGUGUGGCUUACGUUAAAGAGGAAAAUGGCGAGAAAUACGUUUGCCUUAAAAAGAAAUUUAGGCGUUCAAACGAGAAGAGUGGCAGAAAUGGUCCAGCCGAUGAGCUCAAAUCCCAUGAAGAAUAUGAGGCCUCUGCCAGCAAAAGUGGAGUAAAUGAAGGCAUGUUACCUGGCUCAGGUUACGGAACUACUAAUGCGGGAGGUGCAAAAUCACAGCCGGAUAUUUCUGUCAAGUUUUCAGAGGGUGUGAACGGCAGGACAGAAUCUGACAUGGGGAAUUUAAGCAGCAGCACGGCGGAGGUGAAAACUGGUUUAAGUCUUACAAUAAACCAAUCACAGGCGACAGAUAAAAACCCAAAACCCGAGAUAUCAGAGAAUGAGGGAACUGCGUGUAUUUCGGUAUGUGAAGUGAAAGGCGAAUCAAAGGAUGAGGCUGGAAAAGAAAACACACCUGGGCAAGUCAAUAAUUUGACAGAUGACUCCAUCAGCAACAACCGCAAGCAUUUCGCCCAGUCUUUAAUGAACAGUUCACCGCAGGUUCGUCGCAGCGGAGUUCUGAGAAACUCCGUUUAUCUCUCGGGCAAGUGUAGAGACUGCCCGCGGCCCGACGGCGACUAUGAGCCCGCGUCGGUGACGCUGGAGCCGCUGGAACACGACUGGAUGAUGUGCGCGUCUGACGGACACUGGGAGAGUCUCCACAGGCUGCUCGUCAGAGAUCCCAGCCUCAUAACUAGAAAAGACUUCGUUACGGGAUUCACCUGUUUGCACUGGGCUGCAAAGCUCGGGAAACACGAACUGAUUGUAAUGCUUGUCAACUUCGCCACAGAACAUCAGAUCGCUCUGAACGUCAACGUGCGUUCCAGCGCGGGCUACACGCCUCUCCAUUUAGCGGCGAUGCAUAAUCACCUCGAGGUCGUCAAAUUGUUAGUCGGAGCGUUUGACGCCGAUGUGGAGGCUCGAGAUUACAACGGAAGAAAAGCGUGUCAGUAUCUGAAGACUGACAUUGCGCAAAACAUUCUAGACAUCGUCGGCGCGUGCGUGGUAUCUGACGUGGACAACGUGGAUGUUGGAGAUUCGAGUCGCUGGAGACUGUCGAGGGUCAUUCAGUCCAAUUUCAGACCUCUGAAACCACUAAAUCACAACAGCAGCGAAGAGGACGCACGCGACGGCAGCGGCGUGACCAGGCAGAGAUCUCUCCGCAGGAAAUCUUCCUUUACUAAAAUGAGACCCAGUCUAAAUAAAAUCCGCUUCAGGUCGCAGAUAGUGCACAGCACUUCUCUCCUAGAUAGAUUUGAGAAAGAUACUACAGAAGAGCCUCCAAACCUCUUAAGACCCAAAUCAAACCUUUUUGGGUGACACUAAGAAAAGGUUCUAUAUGGAACUUUAAAGGGUUCCGUCAGGCGCUUCACAUAGAACCUUUUAGGGGUUCCCAUCAUGAGUUCUAUAUAGAACCACACUGAACCGCCUUUGCUCACUGGGGGGCUUUUUUUAUCUCCUGUUUUACACAGUAUGUAUUGUUAUACUGAAUUUUUAAAUGGUCUUCCAAAGCAUUAUGAUGGUCUGAUUUAUUAAGUGUUAAGCGGGGGAUACAAUGUAACAUUUUUGUCCUUAUUACAGGCUUUCAUUUUUUUUUUUCAUUUUCAUUUUUUAAAGCUCCCACCUGCAUUAGAAGAGUAGCACAACUGUUGAGUGUCCUGAACAGUUAAAGGUGCAGUAAGCAAUUUCUGAGAAACGCUGUUUAAAGAGGAUUGGACCGAGCACUAAAACACACUUGUAGCCAGUUAGCAGUAAGGGACAUAGAGGGUGAGUCUCAUUUCUAAUUUGUGCAUCCUCGUUUCCUUUCCUCGUGUCUUAGCUCCACCCCCUUAGGAUGCGAGAGAAGGAUACACCUGUGUGUCCUUGCUCAUGGUUCCUUAGGAAGCUUCCUCGCUCCUCAUUUCUCACGGUACAAUUAGUGAAUUGAGAUGUCCUUCAAGAUGGCGGAGUACGGUCGGUUUCCUGGUCACGGGCUGGAGUACAGAGGAGCAAGGAAACAAGGAAGCAUCAAUUUUAGUAUUGAGAAGCACCCAUACAUUCAUGAGAGGGGAGGUGCCUGUGUUGCAUAGCAUGUUUGUGAAUUUGGGGGUGGAGCUAUCAAGACAGUGGUGUGACCCUUUUGGGUAGGGGCAUAUUUGUUUUGGUGAUUUCAAAUAUAAGCAUUGUUUCUCAGAAGUCGCUUACUGCACCUUUAAUGUAAAAUUGUGAUAUAUUCUAUCUAUAUGUAUUUGUGUAUGGGCGGGGGCAGGGGGGUUCCAUUUCCCAACAAGUGAUUUGUAAAAUAUAUAUAUUGUUUUUCACAAGAAAUAGUUUUUGAUCCACCAGACAGAUCUGAUGGUUAGAGGACCUUUUAACAGUUUUUGUGAUAUGUUAAUAAAACCAAUAUUGUAUCAAAUAGUAUAUUUCCUGCACUUUUGAUUUUCAGUGGUCUAAAGCCUUCAUUGACAUGUACUUGCAGGCUUUAUUUCUGCUUUAAAAACUGCUUUAUAGUGACACCAUUGUUAUAUUCAUUUAAAUAUAACUAGAAGUCUUGAAACUUGAAUACCAGAUGCACUAUUUUUGUGAUUAUUUUAAGAUGUUUAUGAUAUUCAAGGGUUGCGGAACAAUGAUUUUUAUUUAUUUUUUAGUAUUUGUAUUUCCGAUACAGAGACUUUUGGGCUCAUGACACAAAGAAAUAUUUUUCUUGAUGCUUUUUGAUUUGUAGUGUAUUGUACUAUAAUAACUACAGUUUGAAACUAAACUGCAAGGAUGACUCGUUCUGUAUUUUCAUUUCAUUGCGACGUCACUCUGUCACUCUUGUCGUCAGAGAGCAACACAUCACUGGCUAAUUUUACAUCAUCACCUCCUUGACCCGCCCACUUCUGCCCAAGUAGGUAAAGUGACAAAGGAUGAAUCACUUAUGCAAUAUGCCAAAUAAAAACAAAAAUCUUCCUCUAA
Messenger RNA from Ctenopharyngodon idella (grass carp), 4183 nucleotides. It is a transcript of the gene sowahcb, whose product is annotated as sosondowah ankyrin repeat domain family Cb. Gene Ontology annotation, molecular function: protein binding. NCBI's taxonomy places the organism in Eukaryota, Metazoa, Chordata, Actinopteri, Cypriniformes, Xenocyprididae. The transcript has a single exon. The record is from RefSeq and is a predicted model, not a curated record. The coding region runs from base 1052 to 2566 and encodes 504 amino acids.